AGAGGUCCUUAAUACGGCUAUUCUGACCGGGAAACCAGUGUCUGUCCCCGUAAAAGUAGUAGCUGUCGAAGAGGACGGAUCUGUGAGAGAUGUUUCUGGCUCCACCGAAUGUAAAUCCGCUGAUGAAGACGUCAUCAAGGUUUCGGACAACUGUGACGCCAUCUUUGUGAAUGGGAAAGAAAUGAAGAGCAAAGUCGACACUGUUGUGAACUUCACUUACCAGCAUUUUACUACCCAGCUAGAAAUCACCGUGUGGGUUCCGCGUCUCCCACUUCAAAUAGAGAUCUCAGACACUGAGUUGAGCCAGAUCAAAGGCUGGCGGAUUCCUGUCACCUCUAACAAAAGGCCUACCCGUGACAGCGAUGAGGAAGAGGAUGAUGAGAAGAAAGGCCGAGGUUGCACCCUUCAGUACCAGCAUGCAACAGUGCGUGUGCUGACUCAGUUUGUGGCAGAAUCGUCUGAUUUUGGAGGCCAGCUAACCUACAUGCUUGGCUCUGAGUGGCAGUUUGACAUCACAGAUCUUGUGGCUGACUUUAUGAAGGUGGAGGAAUCCAAAGUAGCCAAGUUACAAGAAGGCCGGGUUCUGAUCGGUCGCGAGCAAGGAAUUACAACUGUGCAGGUCCUGUCUCCUCUCUCUGAUUCCAUUUUGGCUGAGAAGACUGUGACUGUUCUGGAAAACCGCGUAACCAUCACAGACCUUGGGGUACAACUCGUGGCCGGCUUGUCCCUCUCACUCCAGAAGAAUAAAGCGAACAAGAGGGUGAUAGUCAUGACCGCAUCCGCAUCUGAUAUCCUGCAUUCGCUAAAGCAGGAAGCCAUGGUCAGCGCUUGGAUUUUGUUCAGCGAUGGCACCGUGACCCCAUUGGACAUCUACGACACAAACGAUUUCUCCCUCACCAUUACAUCCCUGGAUGAAAUGGUGGUGUCCACCCAUCAAAACCAGGAGGGCGACUGGCCAGUGGUGGUGGCGGAAGGCGAAGGUCAAGGGCCCCUCAUCAAAAUAGAAAUGGUCAUCAGUGAAGCUUGCCAGAAAUCGAAGCGGAAGAGCAGCUUGGCUGUCGGGAAGGGAAGCCUGAAGGUCAAGUUUGGCCAGAAGGAGUCAGAUCAUAAAGGGGACACCAACCAUGUCGAAGAUGAUGGCGGCGAUUUUAAAAGCCAUGGGGGCAAUUCCGUAGAGAAGUCUUUGGAUCAAGAGAGGUCAGGACAAGAUUGGUCCAAGCAGGGAGCUUCCAUGGAUCUUGAAGAGGUCACCAACCAAAGCACAACUUCCAAGCCCCUCAUCCAUCAGAAAGACACUCAUGAGGAUGGUCAGCUUCAGAACAGCCCGACUUCCUUCACAAGUUUUCCCAUACAGGUAGAUACACCUGAAAGGAACCAUCCCAGUGACCUCACGUUGGCUUCCAGAGGUUUAACGGAUCUUGAGAUUGGCAUGUACGCUCUCUUGUGUGUCUUCUGCCUGGCCAUCUUGGUCUUCUUAAUUAACUGUGUGGCGUUCGCUUGGAAGUACAGGCACAAGAGGUUUGCGGUCAGCGAACAGGGAAACAUCCCUCAUUCCCACGACUGGGUAUGGCUGGGCAAUGAGGUCGAACUCUUAGAAAACCCCGUGGACAUCUCCUUGCCUUCAGAGGAGUGCACCACCAUGAUAGACCGCGGGAUGCAGUUUGAGGAGAGCAAUUUCCUCCUCAACGGCAGCUCUCAGACACACCUCCAUAACCAGAUCCUUCGGUCGACGGAUUAUGCCCGUGAUAAAGAUCUCAGUAGUGAAGCUAUAAACCCACCCAAGCGGAAAAGGGUAAAAUUCACCUCCUACACCACCAUUUUGCCGGAAGAUGGUGGACCGUAUACCAACUCCAUUCUUUUCGACAGUGACGAUAAUAUCAAAUGGGUUUGCCAAGAUAUGAACUUAGGCGAUUCCCAGGAAUUUAGAGAUUAUAUGGAUAGGCUGCAAGACAAUAUGUAAAAAAAAAAAAACCAUACACACAGAGAACAAAAUUAUAUAUAUAUAUAUAAAUAUAUACAAAACUUUCUUAUGUUUGUAUUCACCUUUAUGCCUUCUGUUUUAUGGAUGAUGGAGCAGUCAAGCAGCCAGCCAGCAAUAGAUGGACGUUCUCCAGUUGUUUUGGAGGACCAAGGAUAACCACAUCCCAUCCUUUGGAUCAGGGGCAGGAAAAAGCUGGCUGUCUUCUCCCUUGUUUUGUCAAAUUCGAGGCUCUGUGUCUACCCCCAAAAGAACUACCUAGACAUCUUGGUGGUUUUUUUGAAUGCACCCACUGAUGGCGUGCAGAAAGUCGUGAAAGUCGAACCAGCGACAGUGAGAUGGGGACGACGAGUUGUAAAAAAACAAAACAAACUGUGUUAGGGUGGGGUGGGCAAAUUUUUAUUUCUAGAAAACACUUUGUAAAAGCACAGUAGACAUUUCUUGCUUACGGCUAGAAUUUAUGCUCCCUUCGAAGGUUCGGAAUGAAUCGGUCUAAUGUAAUCUCUGUUUAUAAGAAAUACCGCCGAAUAUGUCCCUUUAGGGUUCCCUUUUUCUUUCAUUAAAAAAAAUCAUUCCUGUGGUUAAUUUGUUCAAGAGUAUUGUUUACGCAGCAUCCUCAAUUUUAAUAAUACCUUUAUGAGAUUUCUCUCCCCCCCUCAUCAUACAGGUUGUGCUGAAUCAUACAAUAAUCUAUUCUGAUUAAGCCUGCAACCUUUAGUCAAUAAAUUGAAUAAAAGCUUUGCAAACGCUGAGAAAUGUAGCCCCGAUUAAUUGGAAAGUGAAAAUGUAAUUUUUAAAAAUUAAAUUUAUUUAUUUAUUUUUCUUAGCAGUUGCUUACAAGGCGUCUUAGCAGAGGCAUCUCCCCCUGUUUGUAAGACAUAGAAGCUGUGCUGUUGCAGGCUGUUUCCUGCAAUGUAAGGGAACACAGCUGCAACACUAAAUGUUAACAGCAGGCACAUGUACAUCAUCUGACAGAGGGGCGGGCUAAUGGGUGGCGGCCUCUUUGUUCCAGCAAGUGAAUGAGGGGAUGACGAGGCUUACAAGUUUUUCUUGUCGGUUGCGACAGGUCAGCCCAUAGGAAAUGGAAGAACUAGGAAAAAGAACUAAGCAAAGUUUUAGAUACUUUCCACUUUUCCUUCUCUUGGAUGAAAACCUUACUUCGGGACAAGAAAUGCAAGUGCUAAAAUCCCAGCCAGGCUGAGUUCCAAAUUGAAAGGCUUGUUAGCAAGCUGAAGACACAGUCGGAAGGAAGCACCACUAAGGUUAAUGGAAUAUGCUCCCAAAUGAUGGUGCAACCAUCUCAAUAGAUGGGACAUUGUCCAUCGGCCCUGGUGUGUGAAGCCCCCUGUUCAGGCGUCCAGCUUAGGGUGAACUUGAAGAAAGAGCAUAGACAAUCUCCAUACCAACCAUCUUGCUUGUUUUUUUCUGCACAAGAGUAAGAGUGGACGGCAUGCUUUACUUGUUCAGUUCUCCACAUGCUUUAGUUCACGGUGCUGAUGACUCUAAUGAGCAGGGCUGGUGAAUCCACAUGGGGUUUUCGUCCAAACUUUGCAGGAGCUGUUUGAGGUGCUGAACCUCAAACAAGCAAUGCUGGUUCUGGCUGUUGGGGAGAAGGAUCAUGACUAGGGCAGGUCUAGCCUACUGCCUUGUCCCCAUAUAUUCAGAUUAAUCAUGAAUCAGGUGUGUGUGUGUGUGUGUUGGGGAGGGAAGAUACUGGACAGAUAGACAUGAUUAACUUCUGCAUCACCCCAGCAUGCCUCUUCUAAGAUGCAGUCUCUAAAAGCAAAACUGUGAACCUUCCAUUCUUUGCAUAACUGAUUGUAUUUGCUUAUAUGCAAACAUGUGCAGGACUGAUCCAUGAAUUGUCCAUUGAAUCCAUUAAAGCUCUUGCGACACAUUUGCAAUUUCUC
This is a messenger RNA of Pogona vitticeps (central bearded dragon), 3888 nucleotides long. The record is from RefSeq and is a predicted model, not a curated record. NCBI's taxonomy places the organism in Eukaryota, Metazoa, Chordata, Lepidosauria, Squamata, Agamidae.